Messenger RNA from Polistes dominula (European paper wasp), 3696 nucleotides. It is a transcript of the gene PKD, whose product is annotated as serine/threonine-protein kinase D3. The record is from RefSeq and is a predicted model, not a curated record. Gene Ontology annotation, cellular component: cytosol. Gene Ontology annotation, biological process: protein phosphorylation; phospholipase C-activating G protein-coupled receptor signaling pathway; intracellular signal transduction. NCBI's taxonomy places the organism in Eukaryota, Metazoa, Arthropoda, Insecta, Hymenoptera, Vespidae. Gene Ontology annotation, molecular function: protein serine/threonine kinase activity; ATP binding.
CCAAGCAUAGCCGAUAUCCAACAAAGUUGGGAUUAGCAUGUUAACAUAAAUCCUCUGUGUUGUGUGUGUGUGUAUGUGUGUUAGUGACACAUACAUGUCGCUUAAACGUAAAUCCAUUGAUUUGUGUUUUAAAAGCAAAAACUAUAAAGUUUAUGUCAAGGUGGGUCGGUCAGAGAUAACUGUAAAAUGUCAUUGACGAAUGUGUGUCAGGCAUGGAGUUGACGCUCCUCGAUGACACUUGUGGAAACAAUCGACUCGAAAAUCCCGCAAUUUUCAAUUUCACUAAUUGAGGAAUUAUUUUUAAUACGAAAUUGAAAACAAUUGUUUAUCUUCAAAAAUGCAUCCAAUACUUCAACAGCAAUACCAAGAGAUCUUCCAACUUUUUGACAGAUGUUUCAGUUAAUGACAGACAUAGGAUUGUUCCUGAAUUUUCUAAUCAUCAUUACAUCCAUGUAUAGAAUAAAAACCGGUAAAAACAUGGAGGGACCAGAAGUUACAUUUCUAUUUCAAUUUGGUUUAACUCGUGACACUGUCACAGUAGAAGCUAGCACGUUGACAUUAAAAGCAUUGAAAGAUUUUGCGUGUAACUUUAUAAAUGCCAAGUGUCCAGAUCAUGGGUUAAGUCAUCUGUAUGAAAGAUUACUUCUGUUCAAACAUGAUUACAGUUCUACUAAUAUUUUACAAUUAAUAACCAAUGCAAUGGAGGUUGUGGAUGAAACACUAGUUGAAAUUGUUCUAACUGCUCAAGUGCCAAGUGAAGAUGUUCCAAUUCGUCCUCAUGCUUUAACCGUUCAUUCCUAUAAAGUUCCAACAUUUUGUGAUUUUUGCGGAGAGAUGUUGUUUGGUCUUGUACGACAAGGUCUUAAAUGUGAAGGUUGUGGUAUGAAUUAUCAUAAACGGUGUGUUACUAAAGUACCUAAUAACUGUUCACAAGAUGGCAGUCAAAGGAGACGUAGUUCUGCAAUGUUAAAUGUGCCAAGAUCCCCAAGUCAAGGUUCUACAAGUAGCUUGACUAGCAUUAGUGAUGACAAUCAUAGUGCAAAUAAUAUACCCAAUGUAAAUCAAAGUAAUAAUACUUUGGCAGUUCCAAGCAUAGUCACUCCAAAACAAUCUCGUUCACCGUCAUUGAGUGGAAAAACAAUUUGGGUUGAAAAAGAGGUUGCUACUCGUAUCAAAAUUCCACAUACAUUUGUAUUACACACGUAUACACGUCCAACGGUUUGUGGGCAUUGUAAAAAAUUAUUAAGAGGCUUAUUCAAGCAAGGCCUACAGUGUAAAGAUUGUCAAUACAAUGCUCACAAAAAGUGUAUUGAAAAAAUUCCAAAAGAUUGUAUUGGAGAGAAUCCACGUGACAGUACUGGUAAUGAAUAUCCUGACAGUGGUGUUGGUAGUGAACCAGAAGGUAAAUGUGAUGGUAGAAAUGAAGAAGGUGAUGGAGACAGUGAUACAGAAUUACUUUUACCAGUUAAAUUGCCCACAUAUAUAACGGAUGAAAAUAAAGCUCCCGAUGAAUAUACAGAUCACAUACAAACGAAUGAAGAUGUUAAUUAUGAUGAAUUCCAAAAAUCCAGACCAUCUAGUUGCAGUUCUACACCAAGUAACAACAUUCCAUUAAUGCGUAUAGUUCAAAGUGUUAAACAUACAAAACGACGUGGUUCGAAAGUUUUGAAAGAAGGUUGGAUGGUACACUUUACGAAUCGUGAUCCAGUGAGGAAAAAACAUUAUUGGCGAUUGGAUACUAAAGCUAUAACACUUUUUCAAAGUGAUAGUAGUUCUAAGUAUUACAAAGAAAUUCCACUAGCUGAAAUUUUGUCGAUUGAAACUGCUAAGAUACUUCGUUCGCCUAUAAUGCAUUGUUUUGAGUUAAAAACAUCAACUGUUGAUUAUUUCGUUGGAGAAGAUCCAACUUAUGGUGAAAACAAUGGUCAAGUUCCAGCAUCGGAAAGUGGUAUAGGUGUACAUGUAGCUAGAUCAUGGGAAACUAAUAUUAGACAAGCACUUAUGCCAGUAACUACAGCUUCUACUAUAGAUCAAGAGGAAUCAACAGAACCGGAAGAAAAUAUAACUGACAUGUCACAACUCUAUCAAAUAUUUCCCGAUGAAGUUUUAGGAUCAGGUCAAUUUGGUAUAGUUUAUGGUGGUGUACAUCGUAAAAGUGGUAGAGCAGUUGCCAUCAAAGUUAUUGAUAAAUUACGUUUUCCUACUAAACAAGAAGCACAACUUAAAAAUGAAGUGGCCAUUUUACAAAAUCUAUCGCACAGCGGGGUCGUCAAUUUGGAACGUAUGUUUGAGACACCUGAAAGAAUAUUUGUUGUUAUGGAAAAAUUGAAAGGUGAUAUGUUAGAGAUGAUAUUAAAUUCAGAAAUGGGACGUCUAAGUGAAAGAAUAACAAAAUUUCUCAUAACACAAAUAUUGGUUGCAUUGAAACAUUUGCACAGUAAAAAUAUCGUUCAUUGCGAUUUAAAACCUGAAAAUGUUUUACUCAGUAGUGACAAUGAAUUUACACAAGUGAAACUGUGUGAUUUUGGUUUUGCGCGAAUUAUCGGAGAGAAAAGUUUUCGAAGAAGCGUUGUUGGAACACCUGCAUAUUUAGCACCAGAAGUAUUGAGAAAUAAGGGCUAUAAUCGUUCAUUGGAUAUGUGGAGUGUAGGAGUUAUUAUUUAUGUAUCAUUAAGCGGUACAUUUCCAUUCAACGAGGAAGAAGAUAUCAACGAACAAAUUCAAAAUGCUGCAUUUAUGUAUCCACCUACACCAUGGAAAGAAAUCUCAUCUGACGCUAUCGAUUUAAUUAACAAUUUAUUACAAGUAAAACAAAGAAAAAGAUAUACGGUGGAUAAAAGUUUACAACAUGUUUGGUUGCAGGAUUAUCAAACAUGGUGUGAUUUAAGAGAAUUGGAAAAUAAAGUAGGAUACCGUUAUUUAACUCAUGAAAGCGAUGAUGCACGUUGGACAGCAUACGGUGAUCAUUGUACAUGACAGAACCAUCCGCCUACAUUGAACAUCGAAUCAUUGCCAAUACCUUUGCCAAUACACAAAGGCUGGGUUCGUUGUGCUCGAGCUACGUUGCGACGAUUCAUUCGUGCCUGAAUUGAUACACAACAAGUGCAUGCAAAAUUAAAAUUAGACUAUAUAUAUAUAUAUAUAUAUAUAAAUCAUCUUUCGCUUUAAAUGUAUCUAUUUCUUAGAUACGAUAUAGAUUAUCGUAAUUAUUAAUCUAUCUUAAAAAUUACAUAAUAACAGAUAUUUCAAGAAUUUUCAUUGAAAACGUAUAAUGUUGAAUCUAAUAGAUCUAACACAAAAAAGAAAAAGAACACAAAAAAAAGGGCCUUUCCAGUCUUCGCAAAGAUAAUAUACUUCGUUUUUAUAAUAUAUAUAUAUAUAAUCGUCUCUUCGUACAAUUUUUCAAGCAUUCAAUGUUCGAAUAAUCGUAAGUGAAUUAAUUAAUAUUCGAUAGAGGAGCUAUAUUUGAAAUAUUGAAACUAAGCUUUCAGCCUUACGUUGUUUAAUACGCGUAUAUUGUUAUAAGAAACAAAAACAAGUAGAACUCAAAGCGAAAUAUGUUAGUAUAUAUAUAUAUAUAUAUAUAUAAUAUAUAAUUAUUCAAGUAUUAUUAUAUUAAACACGAUCAAAAAUUAAUAACAAAUGGAGAAAAGGAACGUAAUAGAAGAAUAACAACAACAACAACAAAAAACAAAA